Grus americana (Whooping crane) is the source of this 1292-nucleotide messenger RNA. It is a transcript of the gene GNG10, whose product is annotated as G protein subunit gamma 10. The coding region runs from base 109 to 315 and encodes 68 amino acids. The transcript is spliced from 3 exons. Gene Ontology annotation, molecular function: G-protein beta-subunit binding. NCBI's taxonomy places the organism in Eukaryota, Metazoa, Chordata, Aves, Gruiformes, Gruidae. The record is from RefSeq and is a predicted model, not a curated record. Gene Ontology annotation, cellular component: heterotrimeric G-protein complex. Gene Ontology annotation, biological process: G protein-coupled receptor signaling pathway.
GCCCCUCCCGGGGGCGGCUCCGCGGCGGCGGCGGGAGCCGCGCCCGGCCGAGCCCAGUGGAGCUGCGUUGCCUGUUUCCCUCCCUGCGUCCUUCUGCGCGGUCUCGGGAUGUCGUCGGGCGGCAGCCUGAGCACCAUGCAGCGGCUGGUGGAGCAGCUGAAGCUGGAGGCGGCCGUGGAGAGGAUCAAGGUCUCUCAGGCAGCUGCAGAGCUCCAGCAGUACUGUUUGCAAAAUGCCUGCAAAGAUGCCUUGCUUGUUGGGGUUCCUGCGGGGAGCAAUCCCUUUCGAGAACCCCGGUCCUGUACUCUACUCUGAAGUCAGGCUCCUUCUGUUCUUACUGUUGAUACAGCACCAAAAGCGUUGGAAGCAGAGAGGACCUGAGGCAAUGUGUAAUCACAUCCAUUGUAACCUGUGUUGGGUUUGCGUGGCAAGGUUUUGGUAGCGGGGGGGGGCUACAGGGGUGGCUUCUGUGAGAAGCUGCUAGAAGCUCCCCCUGUGUCUGACAGAGCCAAUGCCAGCCGGCUCCAAGACGGGCCCGCCGCUGGCCAAGGCCAAGCCAAUCAGCGCCUCUGUGAUAACAUAUUUAAGAAGGGGAAAAACACUUAGAGAGAGAGAGCUUUUGCAGCCGGAGAGAGGAGUGAGAAGAUAUGAGAAACUGCAGGCACCAAGGUCAGUGCAGAUGGAGGGGGAGGAGGAGCUCCAGGCGCCGGAGCAGAGAUCCCCCUGCAGCCCGUGGUGAAGGCCAUGGUGAAGCAGGCUGUCCCCCUGCAGCCCAUGGAGGAAGGAUGAGGGGGUGUAGAGAUUCCACCUGCAGCCCAUGGAGGACCCCACGCCGGAGCAGGUGGAGGCACCUGAAGGAGGCUGUGGCCCUGUGGGAAGCCCACACUGGAGCAGGCUCCUGGCCGGACUGGUGGACCCAUGGAGAGGGGAGCCCACGCCAGGGCAGGUUUGCUGGCAGGACUUGUGACCCCGUGGGGGACCCACGCUGGAGCAGUCUGUUCCUGAAGGUCUGCACCCUGUGGGAGGGACCCACGCUGGAGCAGUUGGUGAAGGACUGUAGCCCGUGAGAGGGACUCCAUGCUGGAGCAGGGGAACGAUGAGAGGAGUCCUCCCCCUGAGGAUGAAGAAGCGGCAGAGACAAUGUGUGCUGAACUGACCACAACCCCCAUUCCCCGCCCCCCUGUGCCGCUGAGGGGGGAAGGUUGAAGCCGGAAGUGAAGUUGAGCCCGGGAAGAUGGGAGGGGUGGGGGGAGGUGUUUUAAGAUUUGAUUUUAUUUCUCAUUCCUCUACUC